UACACUCGUGGGUUAACGGUGUGUUUUGGUGGAACAGCUCCUCAGAACCACCGGUUAUUUAGAUCAUGCUGAAAUCCAAGACAUUUGUGAAGAAGACCCGCGCUGGUGGAGUGUUGAAGAUAGUGCGCGAACAUUACCUGAGAGAUGACAUCUGGUGUGGAAGUGAAGUGUGUAAGGAGUGUAAAGAUGAAGCGCCUGUGCUGCAAGAGGACGCGUGCAUAGAGAGCAACCUGUGCUCAUAUCCGCACUAUUUAAUCCCAGACACCAAUGUGGUUUUACAUCAAAUUGACAUCCUUGAGGACCCUCUGAUCAGGAACGUCAUCAUUCUUCAGACCGUUUUACAAGAGGUCAGACACAGGAGUGCCCCAGCCUACAAAAGAAUCAAGGAUGCUAUUCAUGAGAAGGAAAAGCACUUCUACACGUUCACUAAUGAGCAUCACAGGGAGACAUUCAUUGAACGAGAGCCAGGGGAAAGCGCUAAUGAUCGUAAUGAUCGAGCCAUCCGUGUCGCUGCUAAAUGGUACGCAGAUCACCUCGCUAAAAAGACCAAUGGUGGUUCACUCAAAGUGGUUCUGCUGACUGAUGAUCGGGCCAAUAAAGAGAAGGCAGAGCAGUAUGGUCUGAUUGUGUACAGAUGUGAAGAAUAUAUUAAGAGCUUGAUUGGCAACCCUGAGCUUGUGGACAGACUUGCAUUGCAACCUGAUGACCAAAAUGAAAUUACUGGCAGUAAGUUACUGUUUCCAGAACAUCUACCCUUAUCCAGGAUUCAGAGUGGCAUUAAGAACGGAGUAUUGCUUCAAGGCACGUUCCAUGCCAACAGAGAUAACUAUCUGGAGGGCACAGUCUUUAUAAAUAGAGAGGGGGAGGAUAUCAAUGAGGUUCUACUUCAGGGCCUUCAGAAUUUAAACCGGGCUGUUCAUCAGGACGUAGUGGCUGUUGAACUGUUUCCCAAAGAACGCUGGGUUGCUCCAUCAUCUGUUGUGCUGCAGGAUGAUAGUCCAAAUGAUGAAGAUGCUGAGGAAGAUGAGACUGAAAAUAAGGGUGUGCCACCAGACUCUAGCAUUCUCAAGCCCACUGGACGAGUGGUGGGCAUUAUAAAGAGGAACUGGAGGCCUUACUGUGGAAUGCUCUCACAGUCAAUGAUCAAAUAGGCAACAAGGCACCUUUUCACCCCAGCAGACCGACGAAUCCCACGGAUUCGUAUUGAGACCAGACAAGCCGCCAAUCUGGCUGGACAGAGGAUUAUGGUUGCUAUCGAUGGCUGGCCUAAAAACUCCAGAUACCCAAAUGGUCACUUUGUGAAAAACCUUGGCACUGCUGGAGAUAAAGAGACUGAGACAGAGGUGCUUCUCCUGGAGCAUGAUGUUCCUCACCUGCCCUUCUCUCCGGCUGUUCUUAGCUUCCUACCCAAGAUGCCCUGGAGUAUUACUGAGGAGGAUUUGAAAGUCAGAGCAGAUCUCAGACACCUCGGUGUGUGUAGUGUGGAUCCUCCUGGCUGUACGGAUAUUGAUGAUGCUCUUCAUUGUCGGGAACUAGAGAAUGGAAACUUGGAGGUUGGUGUUCACAUAGCAGAUGUCAGCCAUUUUAUUCGGCCAGGAAAUGCUCUAGAUCAAGAGGCAGCAAGCAGAGGCACUACAGUCUACCUUUGUGGAAAGAGAAUUGACAUGGUUCCUGAACUUCUGAGUUCCAACUUGUGUUCUCUGAGAUCCAAUGUUGAGAGGUUAGCAUUCUCUUGUAUUUGGGAGAUGAACCACAAUGCUGAAAUCAUCAAAACUCACUUCACAAAGAGUGUCAUUAACUCCAAGGCCUCCCUUACAUACGCCGAAGCUCAGAUGAGGAUUGAUGACACCACCAUGAAUGAUGACAUCACGAAGAGCCUGCGGGGCCUUAACAGACUGGCCAAGAUCUUAAAGGGUCGGAGGACUGAAAAAGGAGCACUGACCCUCUCCUCUCCUGAAGUGCGUUUCCAUAUGGACAGUGAGACACAUGACCCUAUAGAUCUGCAGACCAAAGAACUCAAGGAGACAAAUUCUAUGGUUGAGGAGUUCAUGUUGUUGGCGAAUAUCUCUGUAGCACAGAAGAUCUAUGAUGAGUUCUCAGAAUGUGCCCUACUGAGGAAACACCCCUCACCACCACCAUCAAACUACGACAUCCUCAUUAAGGCUGCAAAAUCAAGGGACCUUAACAUCCACAUAGAUUCAGCCAAAGCUCUGGCUGAUUCCCUGAACAAUGCGACAGUUGAGAACUUUCCGUACUUCAACACCCUGCUGAGGAUUCUGGCCACCCGCUGCAUGAUGCAGGCUGUGUAUUUCUGCUCUGGCAUGGACAGUGAUUUCCACCACUAUGGCCUGGCAUCACCCAUUUACACACACUUCAUCACCCAUCAGGAGGUGAGAUGCGCUGGACCACUGAAGCAAUUUAAAGGAACAGUUGACCUAAAAAUGAAAGUUACCCUUCAGCUAUUCUUCAAGAAUAAGGGAAUCAUAAAUGAGGAAGGCUUCAUUCUUUUUGUAAGAAAAAAUGCCAUUAUCAUCCUCAUCCCUAAGUUUGGAAUAAAGGGCACUGUGUUCUUUGACAACAAGGACAAACCCAGCCCUCAUCUCAUAUUUGAUUCUGAGGGUCCUACACUCAAAGUGGAGGAACACAUGUUCCGCAUGUUUGACAAAGUUAAAGUAACGAUCAGCCUUGACGCUUUCAUUUACACUUCUUCAUCCAUUCACAUGCAGCUCAUUGAACCAGUGAUUCCUGGGGUUAGUGUUCCUGUACCUGAGUCAGAACCAGAGGCCAAAAAACCCAAGCUUGACUGCUGACACCUGAGCACCAAGAACCAACUCAUUAAAGCAAAUAUUACAUGAAAAACCUUACGGUUCAUCUACAAGGGAAACUUGUGCGAAUGCAUAAGUGGAAAAAAUUGACAUGAAAGGAGUGUUUUUUUAAAUCAAUGUACACCUGUACUGUUUUUGCUUUUGUCUAUAUUUUAACUUGCUAAUGCAUUGUUUUUUAUAGUCUGAGACAAACUGUGGAAUUAUUAUAAAUUCCAUUUGAGAAAAAGUGUUGUGUUGCCAUUCUUCAAAUCUGAGAUUCAUUGAAAACACAACAUAUUAAAAGGACUUUUUUUUAAAGGAAA
Molecule: messenger RNA, 3127 nt
Organism: Cyprinus carpio (common carp)
Lineage: Eukaryota; Metazoa; Chordata; Actinopteri; Cypriniformes; Cyprinidae
Product: DIS3 exosome endoribonuclease and 3'-5' exoribonuclease
Exons: 20
Biological process (GO): rRNA catabolic process
Cellular component (GO): nuclear exosome (RNase complex); cytoplasmic exosome (RNase complex)
Molecular function (GO): RNA binding; endonuclease activity; 3'-5'-RNA exonuclease activity
Source: RefSeq, a predicted model, not a curated record